Molecule: messenger RNA, 1131 nt
Organism: Dioscorea cayenensis subsp. rotundata (Guinea yam)
Lineage: Eukaryota; Viridiplantae; Streptophyta; Magnoliopsida; Dioscoreales; Dioscoreaceae
Exons: 4
Coding region: 1-969 (322 amino acids)
Molecular function (GO): zinc ion binding; nucleic acid binding
Source: RefSeq, a predicted model, not a curated record
AUGCCAGCACAACAUUCACGCACUCGCCGUGGAAGAGUUAAUUCCCCUGCUGUUGCUACACCAAGAGCUCAGAGAGGUGGAAGGCGAGGAGAACCAACCCCGCCCCCAUCUCCAUCGCCACCUAGGCAGGAGGCCAGUUCAAGGCAUGAUCCUGCGGUGGCGGCCUACAUGCAUGCCCCGGAGGUUCAGGGGAGCUACUCCCAUGCUCGCUACGUCCCAACUCACGAGGCAUUAGAAGCCUUUAGGGUCUCAUUGGGCUACCAAGGGAGGCGGCCUACCUACCGAGAGUACCAGGACUUCUUAGACUAUUGGAGGAUUUUUGGGAGACAGGCUCAGACUACCCCAGUAACUACCCCACAGACACUCGCACCACCACGGGCCCCGAGUGGGCGAAGCGAGUUGGUUAGAGAAGGCAAGAGAGUUCGAGAGAACAUAGCUAAGAGAAGAAGCUUGGAGGCGGGACAGCCAUCCAAGAAGAGUAGGAGUGAGGGUUCCUCCAAGGGCAAUUCUACUCCAGGCCCCACUAGACCUCCACUAUCUCAGAGUGGUGAUCAGCAGAGACUUACACGUUCUGAUAGCGCUCCUAGUGUCAGAGGCCCAGAAGCUAGUAACAGGUGCAAGAAUUGUGGAAAGCCGCAUAAAGGACAGUGUCAGACACCUCGCAAGUGCUUCCAUUGCGGUCAAACUGGACAUUUGAGGUCAGCAUGUCCAGAGUUGGGACGGGGUGGAUCUACACCAGCAUCUCAGGACCGUCCUAGCCAGUUCAGAGGUUCUCAGCCAGUAGCAUCUUCCCCAGUUACUACCAAGUCGGGAGCUGCUAGCAACACUUCGCAGCCAGGUGCCCAUCGACCUCAGACCAGAGCUCAGACCCGAGUAUUUGCCAUGACAGAGGAAGAGGCUGAGUGUAGGCCUAAUGUGAUCACAGGAGGAGAAGCUUCAAGCAAAGGAAAAGAGAUUAUAGACAAGUAACUUUGGAGGGUGUUAGCUCGCCAAGUUUGUGACAGCACAGCAGCGGGAUAGAAGCGUGAAGUGCUUGGCAGAGUAGUUUGUAUUUUCUUAAGCUGUGUAUGAAGCUUAUAUAUUUUGGCAUGUAGUUGAUGGAUCCACUAGGAUAUUACCAACCCUAAUAUU